Messenger RNA from Perognathus longimembris pacificus (Pacific pocket mouse), 4479 nucleotides. It is a transcript of the gene Suz12, whose product is annotated as SUZ12 polycomb repressive complex 2 subunit. Lineage: Eukaryota; Metazoa; Chordata; Mammalia; Rodentia; Heteromyidae. The transcript is spliced from 16 exons. The record is from RefSeq and is a predicted model, not a curated record. Gene Ontology annotation, molecular function: chromatin DNA binding. Gene Ontology annotation, cellular component: ESC/E(Z) complex; nucleus. The coding region runs from base 227 to 2491 and encodes 754 amino acids.
GGUAGGGUGAGCGGCCUCCGAAGCAGAGCGGGGCUCCGGGGAGACACUUUUUUUUCCUCCCUCCUUCCCUCCUCUCCUCCUCCCUUCCCUUCCCCUCUCCUCCCCUCUCUCCUCCUUCCCCCCUCGGUCCGCCGGAGGCUGCUGGGGCGAGCGGGCGGCGUUGCAGACGCUUACUCUCCGGGGCCGCCCGGCGGGUAGCUGGCGGGGGGAGGAGGCAGGAACCGCGAUGGCGCCUCAGAAGCACGGCGGUGGGGGAGGGGGCGGCUCGGGGCCCAGCGCGGGGUCCGGGGGAAGCGGCUUCGGGGGUUCGGCGGCGGUGGCGGCCGCGACGGCGUCGGGCGGCAAAUCCGGAGGCGGGGGCGGUGGAGGCGGCGGCGGCGGCGGCGGUUACUCGGCCUCCUCCUCCUCCUCCUCCGCGGCGGCGGCGGCGGCAGCGGCGGCGACAGCGGCGGCGGCAGCGGCGGGGGCCGCGGUGUUACCGGUGAAGAAGCCGAAAAUGGAGCACGUCCAGGCUGACCACGAGCUUUUCCUCCAGGCCUUUGAGAAACCAACACAGAUCUAUAGAUUUCUUCGAACUCGAAAUCUCAUAGCACCAAUCUUUUUGCACAGAACUCUUACUUACAUGUCUCAUCGAAACUCCAGAACGAACAUCAAAAGGAAAGCAUUUAAGGUCGAUGACAUGUUAUCAAAAGUAGAGAAAAUGAAAGGAGAGCAAGAAUCUCAUAGCUUGUCUGCUCAUCUGCAGCUUACAUUUACUGGUUUCUUCCACAAAAAUGAUAAGCCAUCACAAAACUCAGAAAAUGAACAAAAUUCUGUUACCUUAGAAGUCCUGCUUGUGAAAGUUUGCCACAAAAAAAGAAAGGAUGUAAGUUGCCCAAUAAGGCAAGUUCCCACAGGUAAAAAGCAGGUGCCUUUGAAUCCCGACCUCAAUCAAACAAAACCUGGAAAUUUUCCGUCCCUUGCAGUUUCCAGUAAUGAAUUUGAACCUAGUAACAGCCAUAUGGUGAAGUCUUACUCAUUACUAUUUAGAGUGACUCGUCCAGGAAGAAGAGACUUUAAUGGAAUGAUUAAUGGAGAAACCAAUGAGAAUAUUGAUGUCAAUGAAGAACUUCCAGCCAGAAGAAAACGAAAUCGUGAAGAUGGGGAAAAGACAUUUGUGGCACAAAUGACAGUAUUUGAUAAAAACAGGCGCUUACAGCUUUUAGAUGGGGAAUAUGAAGUAGCCAUGCAGGAAAUGGAAGAAUGUCCAAUAAGCAAGAAAAGAGCAACAUGGGAGACUAUUCUUGAUGGGAAGAGGCUGCCUCCAUUUGAAACAUUUUCUCAGGGACCUACAUUGCAGUUCACUCUUCGCUGGACAGGAGAAACCAAUGAUAAAUCUACAGCUCCUAUUGCUAAGCCUCUUGCCACUAGAAAUUCAGAGAGUCUCCAUCAAGAAAACAAGCCUGGCUCAGUCAAACCUACGCAAACUAUUGCCGUGAAGGAAACAUUGACUACAGAUUUACAAGCAAGAAAAGAAAAAGAUACUUCAAAUGAGAACCGACAGAAAUUGAGAAUAUUUUAUCAGUUUCUUUAUAACAACAAUACACGACAACAAACGGAAGCAAGAGAUGACUUGCAUUGCCCUUGGUGCACGCUGAACUGUCGCAAACUUUACAGCUUACUCAAGCAUCUUAAACUCUGCCAUAGCCGAUUUAUUUUCAAUUAUGUUUAUCAUCCGAAAGGUGCUAGGAUAGAUGUUUCUAUCAAUGAGUGUUACGAUGGCUCCUAUGCAGGAAAUCCACAGGAUAUUCAUCGCCAACCUGGCUUUGCUUUUAGUCGCAAUGGACCAGUAAAGAGAACACCUAUCACACACAUUCUUGUGUGCAGGCCAAAACGAACAAAAGCAAGCAUGUCUGAAUUUCUUGAAUCUGAAGACGGAGAAGUAGAACAGCAAAGAACAUACAGUAGCGGCCACAACCGUCUGUAUUUCCACAGUGACACCUGCUUGCCUCUCCGUCCACAAGAGAUGGAAGUAGAUAGUGAAGAUGAGAAAGACCCAGAGUGGCUGAGAGAGAAGACCAUUACGCAAAUUGAAGAAUUUUCUGAUGUUAAUGAAGGAGAGAAAGAAGUAAUGAAACUAUGGAAUCUCCAUGUCAUGAAACAUGGGUUUAUUGCUGACAAUCAAAUGAAUCAUGCCUGUAUGCUGUUUGUAGAAAAUUAUGGACAGAAAAUAAUUAAGAAGAAUUUAUGUCGAAACUUCAUGCUUCAUCUAGUCAGCAUGCAUGACUUUAAUCUUAUUAGCAUAAUGUCAAUAGAUAAAGCUGUUACCAAGCUCCGUGAAAUGCAACAAAAACUAGAAAAAGGAGAAUCUGCUUCUCCUGCAAAUGAAGAAGUACCUGAGGAACAGAAUGGGACAGCAAAUGGAUUUAGUGAAAUUAACUCAAAAGAGAAAGCUUUGGAAACAGAAGGUGUCUCAGGGGUUUCAAAACAGAGCAAAAAACAAAAACUCUGAAAAAACAAAUCUAACCCUAUAUAUGGACAAACACUGAAAUUGCAUUUGAGGGAAAUAAGCCUCUUCCUAGGAAGAGUUAUUUUGUGUUGUAUUUGUAAAUUCUAGGUUCCAAACAGGCACAUUAGAUGAAGUAAAUGAUUUCAGCAAGGAUAUAUGUCAAGGUUCUGCUUUACUUCAUCAUUCAGCAUCACAUGCUUACCCACUUUAUUGAUGUCAUUGAAUUUUCGUUUUGAGCAUGAAAAGCAGUACUUCAAGGGAAGUAUAACCGCAACUAUUGUCUUAAGAAAUAUAUUGAAUUAAUCUAGAAAUUUCAUAUAUUUAAAUUAUUAUGCUUUGGCAUUUGUGACUGGCUAUUUUUCUACUUUGUAAUCAUGAGACAUUUUGAGGAGGGAAAAUUGGAAUGUAAUUUGCUUUUUCCUUUUUUAAAAAAUGAAAAAUUUUAAAAAACAUUUUACAAAAGAAUUGGGUUGCAUUACUAGUUGCAGCCAAACCUUGAUCCUUGAUUUUGAAAUCGUGUUAUCCAUUGAGAAUGAAAAAUUACAAUGCAAAGUUUUUGCUGUCGUAAUCCACGUUUCACUUGUGAAGUAGCACUUGUUUGUCUUAGGCCUGUUUGAGAAGGUGUUACCUUCCACACUGUUGUCCGGGAGCUUGUGUGGGCUUGUAAGGGUUACUGGCCAUUGGCUUUCAGGUGGGUAAUUUUUUGCUUUGCAUACCCAAAAUAUUUAAAAAAAAGAAAAAAAAACAAAAAAAACUUGAACCUUUUCUCCUUUCAUUUUCUAUCAGUUGGGAGGUCACAUGGAAAGUUUGGCUGUACACAUUUUUACAUUAGGUUUGUAAAUGAAGGGAGAUCAAGUUUGAGAUUUUUUAAUAUGCCACUUUCAGGAGGGCGUAGGGACAGUGUCUAUAAACAUGAAUCAGAAAAUGUUCUACUUUUUUUUCUUUGCAAGGAUGUCUUUGUAAUGUAUUUUCUGAUCAGAAUAUCCGAUACAGAUAAGCUGACUUGAAUUGUUUGGAGCAGUUUUGCCCUGUGUUGUGUGUUUUACGCACGUGUAUACAGUUGGAUUUUUUUUCCAACAGAAAGCAGUUUCACUACUGGCACAUUGAGUGAGCACCAAUAGGUUUGUAUUCCAACUCCAAGCACUGUGGUUGAGUAACAUCACCUCAAUUUUUUAUUGUCCUUUAAAGAUGUUGCAUUUUCAUAUUCUUUAUUUAUAAAGGAUCAAUGCUGCUGUAAAUAAUUUCAUAAUUUUAAAUUUCAUUCCACUACCAUCAGAUGCAGUUCCCUAUUUUCUUUAGUGAAGGGAUAUAUAAGCUUUCUAAUGGUGUCUUCAGAAAUUUAUAAAAUGUAAAUACUGAUUUGGUUGGUCUUUAAGAUGUGUUUAACUGUGAGGCUAUUUAAUAAUGUGGAUGUGAUUUGUCAUCCAGUAUUAAGUUCUUAGUCAUUGAUUUUUGUGCUAAAAAAUAAUAGAAAAGAGGGAAACUGCAGCUUUCAUUACAGACUCCUUGACUCCCUGUGGAGUUACCAUAAACUCCCAUUUUGCCUCUGGGUAGUGGGUUUCCAGCAUUUCUCUCGGGCUUUAAUUUGCUAAAGCUGUGCACAUAUGUAAAAAAAAAAAAAAAGAAAAAAAUAGAUUAUUUUAGGGGAGACGUAGGUGUAGAAUUAUUGCUUAUGUCAUUUCUUAAGCAGUUAAUGCUCUUAAUGCUUAAAAGAAGGCUAGCAUUGUUUGCACAAAAAGUUGGUGAUUCCCUCCCCCAAAUAGUAAUGAAAUUACUUCUGUUGAGUAAACUUUUUAUGUCAUCUUAUAAUAAAAGCUGAAAAAACCCUUUGUUUCUAUUUAUAAUAAAAAAUGCUUUUCUAUAUGUACCCUUGAUAACAGAUUUUGAAGAAAUCAUGUAAGAUGAUAAAGCAUUUGAAUGGUACAGUAGAUGUAAAAGAAAUUCAGUUUAAAAGAACAUUUGUUUUUACAUUAAAUGUUUAUUUGAAAUCA